UUUAGAUAAAGUAAAAAAGCGCACUGCGGAAGAGAGACGAUUUAUCCACCGGGUCUCAAUACUCGCUGUAGAUGAUAACUCUGUAGAUGGCAACUCUCAAAUCAGUUGAUGAUAUCUAAUUUAUUAUACUUAUCGAUAUCUAAUUUAAGUCGAAGGAUGAAUUAAGAAAUUUUUUGUCCGUUGCAAUACAAUUAUUAUUCGUCAGAAUAUUAUGAGAAAUCGAAACAAAAACAUUCAAUACUUGGGAAACCGAUAAAAUAUUUGUUGCCGUCUCGUUUCUAAGCAACCCCCUGCGUAACUUGCGCAUGAGAACACGUACUGCGGCGAAUAAGUGAUAAGUAUGCACUCCUAAAACCAUUUGACUGUCGAAUUACCUAUCGUCUUCACCUUGAAAUGUACGGAUCAUACCAGAUGUGCAACGUUUCGCGGACUCCCGACCAAGAGCAAAAGAUACAAAAGAUCAAAGAAUUAACAAGUAUUUUAAAGGAUACGGACAAGAAUCUCACCAUAUGCGAAGAAAUAUUGGCAACAUAUAUAAAGAAACGAUUAAAGGAGAAAAGAGAAGAAAUACAAAGAAGGGAUGAACUAGAGAACAGGAUGACAGAGAUAUUGGAAAACCUGAAGACGCGAUUGUUAGUUGAAUAGAACGUCGAUUAUACAUAUUAUUU
Molecule: messenger RNA, 668 nt
Organism: Trachymyrmex cornetzi
Lineage: Eukaryota; Metazoa; Arthropoda; Insecta; Hymenoptera; Formicidae
Exons: 3
Coding region: 394-645 (83 amino acids)
Source: RefSeq, a predicted model, not a curated record